UGGUCAAUAUUUUCAAUAUUGAAUUUGUUGUUCUUUUGGCUUAUACUCAUAAAACAAUGCCAAAAUAAUGCAGAAAGACCUCCUGUGAUGAACUUAUCUAAUUUUGGUGUGUCUCCUUUUUCUUCUGAGUUGUCUUACAGAGAAAAAUAUUAUGAAUCAUGGAAGUAUAACACCUUUUGAGUUGUCUUACAGAGAAAAAUAUUACGAAUCAUGGAAGUGGCACCUAGGGCAACUUAAAGCAUGCAUUGUUAGCAAAUUGAUAAACAAUUUAUCUCAAGUUAUUUUAGGCCAGAAUUUCAACACCCCAUUUCACAUUCACCCUCUUCUCAACCAUCUCCGCGUGGUUGCGAGGAAAAUGAAGGUAAGUCAAGAAUAUAUAUCAAAUUGGCUGAGGUUAAAACCUUAACAGCCGUUUUUGGAAUCCUUAGACAUGGCUAAUGAGCUUUAGAUGGAUGUGCCAAGUGGUCAUUCUUAAGUCAUGUUAUCAAUUGAUGGAUCGUAGUUGAGAAGUGUUAGGUGAUUAUUAUCAUAAAUGUAUGGUUGAGCAGUCGCAGAUUAGCAAUUAAAAAGAAAGAUUUUCCAGGACUGAGCUGAAUUCAGAGAAGAAAAUAUGCAUAGAAUUUGAUUGAAACGUCUACAAACAAGCAAGUUGAGAAGUACAUUAUUACAGUAGUAUCUCUGCUGUCUAUCAGCUACCAACUUGUCUUUCCACUGUGGUCAUCCCUCUAUCUUGAACUGAUGAAUGCUCCUAGGGAAAGACAUGUAUCACAUUGAACUUUCGAUUAAGGUAGCAACAAGGAAGCAUAAGCAUAAUAGCCUUUCAAGGGUUUUUAUCUAAAGAACAACUUGCUCUUAUGAGGGUUUUCUCCUCCAAGUUGGCUUUCCAUAUGUCUAAAUCCACCCAAGGGGUCUUUUUCACUAGUUUAUGAGUUUACUACAGUCUGAUUGAAUCCCAUGAACAUGCAAUUCUAUAUAUAAGGACUAUCUAAAUAUGUAUAGCAUUCAAGCCUCUUGUCCAGACCAGAAGGUCAGAAAAUGGCUCUCGAUUUGAAUCCCUUGCUUUCUUUUACUUUCCUGCAAAUGGGUUAUCAUUCAUCUCCCAAAUUCUCCAUGGCCUCAACGCACUGCUCUGUAUUCAGGGAGGUUAAGAAUCCAAACAAGCCUUUUAGCUCUCCUCACAAGGUGCAAGUAACCCACUCAAUGCCACCACACAAGAUUGAGAUUUUCAAAUCCAUGGAGAAUUGGGUUGAGGAGAACGUUUUAAUUCACCUGAAGCCAGUUGAGAAAUGUUGGCAACCUCAAGAUUUUCUGCCUGAUCCUGCAUCUGAUGGAUUUCAUGAGCGAGUCAAGGAGCUACAGGAGAGAGCUAAGGGGACCCCGGAUGACUACUUUGUUGUUUUGGUUGGAGAUAUGAUCACCGAAGAAGCCCUUCCAACUUACCAAACACAGAUCAACAUCACUGAUGGAAUUCGGGAUGAAACAGGUGCAAGCCCCAGUUCUUGGGCAACUUGGACAAGGGCAUGGACUGCAGAAGAGAACAGGCACGGUGACCUUCUUAAUAAGUAUCUCUAUCUGUCUGGAAGAGUAGACAUGAAACAAAUCGAGAAGACGAUUCAGUAUUUGAUUGGGGCUGGAAUGGAUGCUCAGAACGAUAACAGUCCCUACCUUGGCUACAUCUAUACUUCAUUUCAAGAAAGAGCAACCUUCAUAUCGCAUAGCAACACUGCAAGGCUUGCCAAGGAGCAUGGGGAUAAGAGCUUGGCUCAAAUAUGUGGCAUAAUAGCCUCAGAUGAGAAGCGCCAUGAAACUGCCUACACCAAGAUAGUGGAAAAGCUCUUUGAGAUUGAUCCCAAUGGAACUGUUUUGGCUUUUGCAGACAGGAUGAGGAAAAAAAUCACCAUGCCGGGCCUCUUGAUGUAUGAUGGCUGUGACGACGACCUUUUUGAACACUUCUCAGCAGUUGCUCAGAGGCUUGGUGUGUAUACUGCCAAGGACUAUGUUGAUAUCUUAGAAUUCUUUGUGGAGAGAUGGAAUGUGGAAAAGCUAACUAUGCUUUCUAGUGAGGGGCGAAAAGCUCAGGAUUAUGUUUGUGGUUUAGCUCAAAGAUUGAGAAAGCUGGAGGAGAGAGCUCAAGAAAAGGCUCAGCAAGCACCCACCAUUCCUUUCAGUUGGGAUCUCUGAUAGAGAAGUGAAACUCUGAGUGAGCUCAAAUUUUGUUUUGUUGAAUUGAAAAGUCACAAUUUUGAAGAUUAAUUAGUGAUAAUUCAAUUCACUA
Molecule: messenger RNA, 2275 nt
Organism: Vitis riparia (riverbank grape)
Lineage: Eukaryota; Viridiplantae; Streptophyta; Magnoliopsida; Vitales; Vitaceae
Product: stearoyl-[acyl-carrier-protein] 9-desaturase, chloroplastic-like
Exons: 3
Coding region: 1036-2181 (381 amino acids)
Biological process (GO): fatty acid biosynthetic process; defense response
Cellular component (GO): chloroplast stroma
Molecular function (GO): stearoyl-[ACP] desaturase activity; stearoyl-CoA 9-desaturase activity
Source: RefSeq, a predicted model, not a curated record